This is a messenger RNA of Loxodonta africana (African savanna elephant), 994 nucleotides long. RefSeq names its product interleukin 18 (gene IL18). NCBI's taxonomy places the organism in Eukaryota, Metazoa, Chordata, Mammalia, Proboscidea, Elephantidae. The record is from RefSeq and is a predicted model, not a curated record. The coding region runs from base 207 to 818 and encodes 203 amino acids. Gene Ontology annotation, biological process: cytokine-mediated signaling pathway; inflammatory response; cellular response to lipopolysaccharide. Gene Ontology annotation, molecular function: cytokine activity. The transcript has 6 exons.
AAGCGCUUGGUCCCCCCUUUCCUCGCCAGACGGCUGGUGAGUCCGGACGAGCAACAGCAAGAAAUUAGUUUCCAGGCUUUCUGUACUUCUGGCUGCCUGCUUUGCCUGCUGAAGGGGCUGGCACCUUCUACGAUCUACAUAGCCUCAGGAAAACGAAAGCGACUUUCUAGAUCGCUCGCUCUCGUAGGAAACUCUUGGACAUAGGAAUGAAGAUGGCUGCUGAACUAGUAGAAGACAGUUGCAUCAACUUCGUAGAAAUGAAAUUCAUUGGCAAUACACUCUACUUUAUACCUGAAAACGAUGGAAGCCUGGAAUCAGAUCACUUUGGCAAGCUUGAACCAACUAAAUUCGCAAUCAUACGAAAUUUGAACAACCAAGUUCUCUUCAUUGACCAGAAAAAUAAACCUGUGUUUGAGGAUAUGCCAGAUUCUGACUGUAACGAUAACGCAGCCCAGACUGUAUUUAUCAUAACAAUGUAUAAAGAUAGCCAACCUAGACGUCUGGCAGUAACCGUCUCUGUGAAGUGUAGCAAAAGAAUUCUUACUCUCUCCUGUGAGAACAAAACUGCUAACUUUAAGGAAAUGAGUCCUCCUGAAGAUAUCAAUGAUACACAAAGUGACAUCAUAUUCUUUAUGAAAGGUGUUGAAGGACAUGAUGAGAAAACACAAUUUGAAUCUUCAUCGUACCCAGGAUACUUUCUCGCUUCUGAAAGAGAUGCAGACCUUUACAAACUCAUUUUGAAAGAGAAGAACCAAAUUGGAGAUAACUCUGUAAUGUUCACCAUAGACCUCCAAGAACUUGGUGUUAAAAGUUCAUAGUUUGCGCUUUAAAGGUCUAUCUACAUGAGAUAAAACUGACAACAGCAGCUGUUAAUGGGAGAGGUACAACCAGAAAAGGAGUAUGAGAAUUGUUGCACAACUCAAAAAAUGUAAUCAAUGUCACUGAAUUUCACAUAUAAAAAUUACUGAAUUUGUGUAUGUUCUGCAACAAUAAA